Gaeumannomyces tritici R3-111a-1 is the source of this 825-nucleotide messenger RNA. RefSeq lists its product as hypothetical. The record is from RefSeq and is a predicted model, not a curated record. Lineage: Eukaryota; Fungi; Ascomycota; Sordariomycetes; Magnaporthales; Magnaporthaceae. The transcript is spliced from 2 exons. The coding region runs from base 1 to 825 and encodes 274 amino acids.
AUGUCGCGAACGAAAGGAAGCCUGGUAGCUGGCGGCAACAAGGGUCGCCGCUCGAAUCCCCAGCCUCAGAAAACCAGGGAAACUUGGGCCGAAGAUGACCGGGUGCACCCACCCUUCCCGACAGAGCUCGGUAUCGCACCUCUGAGACGACGCCAGCGGUGCCAAUUGAGUUCUGCAACAUGCGUCAGGCAUGCCACCUCGCCCGUCAGAGCCGUUUGCGCCCUGCCUGGCGAUGUGGUUUCCCAAAAGGACGCAUGCACGAGAAGAAACUGGCGGGGCUUUGACCACGAUGCCCCCGCCAUGGGUCUGGGCGAUCUAGACUUCGACCUCGGCUGGCUGGCCGGGUGGUCAUUUUGCAUCGGCCUGCUGCACGCCGGCUACGCGUCCUCCACCGGCAUGACCAUUAGCAUGGCCGAGGAGGACAAGUACCCGUCGGCCCAGGUGUCCAAGGCCAUGGUUAUGGCCAUCGUUAUUAACACUAUCGGCGGCCUGUUGUUCCUGGCCCCCCUUAUGUUUGUGCUGCUCGUCCAGCCGACGCUUACCGUUUUCAAGAGCGCCGCCGGGUCGCCGGGCGCCGCCAUCGCCCUGCCGCUGCCGCUUAUGGUGCUGGCUAUUUUUGUGUGGCGUCGCCUGCACCACAGCAGCGUCGCGCUGCACCUGGGCCUUUGCCCGCAACGGUGCCAUCCCGGGCGCCCAGUGGUGGAGCAAGGUCCACGCUACGCUCGACCUGCCUCUCAAUGCUAUGAUACUUUCCAUGGUUAUCCGGAUCACCCUGGUACAGAUCCGGCUUUAAGUCCGGAGUUCAAAAACGGGUUGGCGACGUAA